UCCAAGACUUAAAAGCAUUCCUCACACCGCAGAUGGAUCCUUGUUUGGGGCAUGGGUUAACUCAGCAUGGUACGUUCUGCCGUUUAAACUAUACAGAGCCUCAAAAUCGUAGCAGUUCGGGAUCAACAAGCUGCCAUGGGAAAUUCUGCUGUAAAUAAUUAACAAGACUAAAAGGGUACGGAUUGACAGAAUGGACUGAGCUGGACAGAGGGCACUCUCUGGGUAUCAGGAGACCACUGGCGUCAGAAAAAGGGCUGGAAUCUUGUCGUUUAAGGAUGCAAGUGCCCCCCAGCUGUUGACAACAUGCCUCUGUCAGAAAACAAGGUGUUCCAAUGGCCUCUCCGUCUCCCUGUGUGUGCCAGAGAAUGAGCGAAGGAUACAGUUCGGCAGCAGUUUAUCCAAAGCACUAAUAGUGUUGAUAAAAGGAAACAUUUUCUGCUUCCACUUGAUCCUCCCACAUUGCCUUGGACCACCCUGACCCAAUCAACAUGAGAGGGUUUCUUGCCUGAAGAGUACUCUUUGCCCGUGACAACAGCUGCACCAUGGGCCUUGAGAAUGAUUUGCCCAACACCACAGCCUUCUGGUUCCCCUCACCGUCUCAGUUUGACAGCUUCCCCCCAGAGACUCCUGCCGCCAACACCUCCAUCAACAUCACAAGCCCCCACUAUGACUUGACUAGCAAUGCCAUCCUCACCUUCAUCUACUUUGUGGUGUGCAUUGUGGGCCUCUGCGGCAACACUCUGGUCAUCUAUGUCAUCCUCCGUUACGCCAAAAUGAAGACGAUCACCAACAUCUACAUACUCAACUUGGCUAUAGCAGAUGAACUGUUCAUGUUGGGGUUGCCUUUCCUGGCUAUGCAGGUAGCUCUGGUUCACUGGCCCUUUGGGAAAGCCAUCUGCCGGGUUGUCAUGACAGUAGACGGGAUCAAUCAGUUCACCAGCAUCUUCUGCCUCACAGUCAUGAGCAUUGAUAGGUACCUUGCUGUGGUCCAUCCUAUAAAAUCUGCCAAGUGGAGGAGGCCAAGAACAGCAAAGAUGGUCAAUGUAGCUGUCUGGGGCAUCUCCCUUCUGGUCAUACUACCCAUCAUGAUAUAUGCUGGAGUGAGCAAUAACCACGGGAGUAGUAGCUGUACCAUGAUCUGGCCAGAUGAGUCUGUUGCUUGGUAUGUUGGCUUCAUCAUCUAUACCUUCAUCUUGGGCUUCUUGGUGCCCCUCACCAUCAUCUGCCUUUGCUACCUGUUUAUCAUCAUCAAGGUCAAGUCCUCUGGCAUCAGGGUGGGCUCCUCCAAGAGGAAAAAGUCGGAGAAGAAGGUCACCAGGAUGGUCUCCAUUGUCGUUGCCGUCUUCAUCUUUUGCUGGCUUCCCUUCUAUAUCUUCAACGUCUCGUCGGUCUCUGUUUUGAUUGAGCCAACACCUGUCCUCAAGGGCAUGUUUGAUUUUGUAGUGGUCCUCACCUACGCCAACAGCUGUGCCAACCCCAUCCUUUAUGCCUUCUUGUCCGACAACUUCAAGAAGAGCUUCCAAAAUGUCCUCUGCCUUAUGAAAGUCAGUGGCAUGGAUGAAGCCGACAGGAGUGACAGCAAGCAGGACAAGUCUAGGCUAAACGAGGCCACAGAAACCCAGAGGACAUUGCUCAAUGGUGACCUUCAGACAAGCAUCUGAAAGAUCUCUGCCCACUCAUCUCCUUCCUGCUUCUUCACAGAAGCCCACAGCAAGUCAGCAUAACGGCCUUUGGUCCUUCUUUCAAGGGAAUGGUAAUGCAUGCGAAGGAUUGGUUCAGGGGACAGACUUGCUUCUCGGCCAACAGCAGGCUGGUUUUAAGGAUAUUAAUCGAAAGGAGAAGUAUAUUGUGGGAGUGAUCGACUAGAAAUACUCAUAAAUGUGUACACACUUGUACAUGCAUGUUUGACUACAAGGGAUGAUGCAGCAUUGGUCGUAUCCCUGUGCUAAAUCCAUUUGAAUUAAUUUGAACUUUGUUUAAAAAAAAAAAAACCCUUCACGGGUCAGAUUUUCCACACAGGGUCUAGAAUUUCAAAAAAGCUCCAUCUCCAAUAUUUGAGUUAAAUUAUUAAAAGAAGAAUUUGGCUGGCACACAAAGACACCAGAAUAAGGAUGAAGGUGAUAAGUAUUCCACAAGUUCACAUACUGAAUUAUAUAUAUUUUUUAUCAAGCUAGCCUCUUUGCAGCCAUCACCACCCCUUUUAAAAGAUAGGUACUUUGAAAGGUUAGCUCUGUGCUUUUCAAGUAGGCAAAACAUUAAGCUCAUAUGUUUUAUAUAAAAUCAAAAACUGCCAUGAGAUAUUGGGAGGGAGGGAGGGUGGGUGCAGUGGUAAAUGAGUAAUUGCAUUAUAUUGCUCUUGUUUAUGGAACAGUUAAUGAAAUGAGGUCUUCAGAGAUGGGAUCAGAAAUCUUCAUAGCUUGAAUCAAAUAAGUAUAUAGUAUGCUAAUAGGGUGACAGAGAGACUUGUCUCUAACUGUAACAAGAGCCCCUUUCCAUUACUUCAAAAAGAUGGCAAAUAUGUUGUCAUCCCUCCAUCCCUUUGCCUCCUACAUAAUGGUUUCCCCAAUGAACAAUCUUUUGUCGAUAGGAAUGAUGUUAUCAGAGUCUGAGAGCAGAUCUCCAGCAACUGAGUCCAAAAGCCACAAUAUGUUAACUUUGCCACCCAAACGUCACGAAGUCAUCAACGAGCUUUUGAGUUCACCAGAACUCUUCAUCAGACUGAAUCUUGCUCACAAUUUUGUGACAUUUUGGUUGGUCCUAAUAGAGGUAUUAAUGUAUUAUGGAAUUUGGAUUCCCCUCCCCCCUAAUGCAUCAACAGGGCUGUGUCCAAUUUUUGUCAAAACCAUGAUCAGAGACGGGUGAGAAGGCAUACCUCGUUGGUCUUGCAUAAGUGAAAUAGCCAUCACAGAUCAAACAACAGAGGCAGGGCUUUAACAUAAUUUCUGCUUGCCACCUUUUCUUUAGCCAGAAAAAAAAUAAAAUAAAAACUGGCCUGGACACUGAAAACAAAACAACAACUCUCCAAAACCAACCAAGCAACCAGCUAUGUUGCAACUUCAGGUCACUUAAGGAAGGAGCCUUUACAAGUCCUCCCUGCCCCCCACAUACCAAGAAGGUGUCUUGAGUUUGCCACUGACAGAGGACUUUAAUGUACUAAGGACACUGUGGGUGGGAAAAGCCUGAGCAUGGCUUCCAUUUCAGAAUCUAUCACCUUGUGGAGAUUGCUCGAGAGCUUAACUUGCACUUGCUGAGAGAAGAAAGAAUGAGCCUUUAAGCCUACUUAAAAACAGAGUGGUCACAUAUAAUAAAAGCUUGAGACGGGGGUGUGGGUGGAGAAAGAGAAGAAUUGGGCGGAUUGCUCCAGUAAGCAACCGGGAGCCAAUUUCAUCAUCCUGUUGAUUUCCCUCUCAUUGUCCCAUUUCCACAGUGCCCUGGCCUAUGAUGCCUCCUUUUGCUCCUCCAUUCAAAUGCUUGACCCAUGAAUCCCACACCCCCACACAAUUUCACCAAGGUUUACAUGCAGAGCAAAGUAUGCAAAUUGAACCCACAUGUGCAUAAAUGUCCAAUUUCUAUAGAGUUUUUGUUCUCCUAGUUCAAGGUUUCCUGGCUGCAGAAGCUGACUUGUUUGAUGAAGAGUAGCUCUGGUUCUCCCGCUACCUGUCCUCAGCAGAAGAGUUUGUCUGUGGGGCUAUUUGCACUGUUGUCAGUAUGUUUCGGGGAGUUUUAAGUGUAGACUAUUAAGUUUUAUGACCUGGGAGGUUUAAAGAGCUCUGCCCAGGGAAGGGUAUUAUGACAGGGUUCCAGAUGGCAAGCGACUCCCACAACUUCUGUCUUGGGCUGUGAUUUUUACUAUUGAGCACAGGCAAGCAGAGCCACGACUAGAGGAGCCUGAUGAAGGAGUUGGCAGGAGCUGAGAAUUCCCUGCUUUACAGUAAAUGGUUUCAUUUAUCACAAAUCUCUGAUUGAUGAAAAAGAAACAGAAGGAAGAGCCCGCACCAUCAGGCUAUUAGAACAACAGGAGGAGCAUCCUGCCUCUGCCACCCUAGCCUCCUUUUCGGUUCUCACUGUCCUGAAACUUGUGGAAGGUGAACUUCUGCAAUGGAAAACCUUUUGCAUCAGCAGCGGUUGUUCCCGUUGCAUUUGAGACCCCUGGAAAAUCAGGGUUUUAAAAAUGCAUCAGCAGGCACUAUGGAGAAAGGCAACCAAAAUGAAGCCGUCAACUCUAAAAUACAUUCUUGCAACAAUUUCUUAGUUGUUUACAUAGCGGUCCAAAUGCCUCUUGCACCAGGCUGAGAUGAGGGGGUUUGGAUUGGGCAGAGAUGGCUUUUUUUACACAGCCCUGCCACCCUCUGCCUGCAGAGCCAUGCCAGCACCAGUCUGCUGGCGCAGAGCUCUCCCUUUUGCCCACUGAACUGCCACUGAUGGGCACUCUACUGCUGGCAGCCAGCGGAAAGAUUUCAAUCACUUUCAGCCUCAGCCAGCAUGCUUGCUUGAGCUGUUGAUGUGGCUCCAUCGCUCCACUCCUCGAAGACACCCCAUACAGCAGCUGGGGUUGAAAUUGAUGUGUCCAGCUCUUCAGCUGCAAGCUGUACAUACUUACUUGGAAAGUAGCCCCUCCUCCCACCAAAAACAGUGGUACUUACUUUUGAGUAAAUGUAAGUAGGCUCAUGAUUUAUGGAUCCUUCAAGCGAAGAAGCUUCUGCUCCUGUUCAUGCCUGCAUUUUAGGCUGCACAUCCCUGGGAGCAAACCCCAUUGAACUUAGUGGUACUUAUUCCUGAGUAGGCGUACACAGGAGGAAUUGCUCUGAAAAUGCCUCUGAAGCUCUCGCACUGUUAUUUGGGCACCUGUUGACUGUAGUUAAUGCAAACAGGGUAGACAGGAGAAGAGAGACAUUUAAAAUCAAAUGCAUACCCCAGGCAGUUUGCAUCAGCCGCAGGCACUGAUGUAAGCCUUGUUUUGGUAUUUAUUUUCACCCCCGAUAUGACAUAUGGGAAAGUUCUGACUUCCCAGGCAUGUAUUGUCUCUUAAAUAUAACAUGAGAAAUAAUAAAUAAUCAUAUCCCAUUUUUAGAUGACUUUUUUAAAAAACACCAAACAAACAGAAAGCUUUUGAAGUCAGAUCCUGCAUGCCCUAGUAGAAAUGGAAAACCCCACAAAUGUCUUCAUUCAGGCACUUGUUUGCAUUACAAAUUCCUCCCCACCAUUUUCUCUUCUGGGCGGAUAGCAAGAUAUAGAUAAGCAGCUUAAGAAAGGCUGGGUUGUGACUUUAGCCUGUAAAACUCUCCCUGUUCUUGUUGAAAAUGUAAAUGACAUUUUGGAGCCUAAGAAACAAUGUGGUUUGAUUAAACUCCUUUGGCAGAAAGUGUUGUUCAGCCACAGGGGUAAGAAACCUGGUGCUGUUGGGCAUCAACUGCAGCCAGACAGGGUGAUGGGAAUUGUAGUGCUGCCACAUCUGGAGGGCACCAGGUUCCCCACCAGAGCUCUGUCCUUCAGCCCCAAGCCAACCUUCCAACAAGCCCAGUUGCCCCAGCCACCACUCCUCCUCUACCCACGCCUCAUGUCCAGGUUGUCUAAGGGGCUUGGCUUAGCUUGGUGUUGGAAGUCUUAAGCGAGGCUGCAGGAGUAUUCCUUACAGCUACAAUGCUAUCACUGCAGCUUCCUCUUGCAAACAGGCAAAGCAGAGGGGUUUCGCCUCCAUCCAGCGCACAACGUCUUACCACAUUUGGUGCCUCAUGCGGUGGAAUUAUUUUAUUAUCUCUUUUGGUCUCAGAGGAUGUGCAUUCUUAGAUCUUCUUUAUUAAGGGAAGUAAAUAUUAACUGAGGCUUUGUAGUGACUGUGUAGAAUAUGCCAGUGAGGAUUAAAUGGGAGCUCAGCAUAUUACAUUAAGAUGAAAAAAUCGCCUUGUGGCUGCUAGGUGCUGAUAAAGGCGCUUUCUUUUUAUUAGAUAAUGGCUUAAUGUUGUGGCCACAAGAUUGCGUCAGAGUGGCUUUAGUACUUUAGUAGGAAGUGGGUAACACAGGAGCGUAUUUGCAGAGAGAGAGAGGAGGACUUUUGCUCCACCAUUGGCCUGACUACUAAAAUACAGCCAUGCUCUCCUAUUCAGAAAUUUGCACAUCUCAUUUUAUGUUGCAUACAACAAUCGAAUGGCCUGGUGUGGCUACUCAGAAGGUGAGAAAGAUGGAAGACCUCGUGUUGUAGUAUGUGGAAUAUACUGGCAGCAACAGAAAGAUGGGGUGUUGGUUCAGGGAUGAAUAAGCAACAGCUUAGAUGACCCCUGUCCGAGGGGAAGGCGGAAUUCAGUGACAGGUGCACAGCAGAGCUGGGAGUGAUAGAACCUUGCAAGUACAGCUGGCUUGUUUCUCAGUCAGAAGGGGAAAGAGGUUCUGGCAAGCCAGAAUGGAUGGAAGAGUUGUUAGGCUCGGAGGUCAGAAAAGGAUGCCAGUUUAAUCAUUCACCGAAAGAACCUGCUAAUAUUUUAAUCAGGUGCUUAUGCAUGGUAAAUGCUGAUCUUCUAUACAACUCUGUAAAGCACUGUAGCCCUUUUGAAAAAAACGGUGAGCUCUAUGUGGAUUGUUCAGUUGGCCAGUCUGGGCACAUUUCACUUCAUGCAUCCUUGUAGGUUCCUGUUGUGCAACACAGUAAUACCAAUGUUGUUUGUCUGUUCUGUAAACCACACCUGAUUUGGGGGGGAUCUCACUAGACUGCGGUCAUUUCUGUGAUUCUGUACUCAGAAGACUUCCAUUGAAAGUUUUCAAGUCAACCAGGUUCAAAGCAUUUUAAUCUGUUGUUAAUCUCUGGCAGUUGACAUAUUGGGAACCCAGGAGCUGUUUCUCCCACGCAAUUUCCUUAUGGCAGUCUUAACGAUAAUAUUAUUUUGAUCUCCAAUCUGAAGAGAUCAAGUAGUAGCACUCAGUGUUCAUGGCAUACCCAUAUAGAGUUUAUCUGCCAAAUAUUCCCAAAAUGCCCACAAAGCUCUUUUGUGCUGGUGGCAUUUUUAGCUGCUUGGGGAAUUAAAGAUAGUGGUUUCACAGCCCACCCAUUUCCUGCUUUGAGGGAUUCCUUAGUGGCUAUCACUUUUAUAUAUCACACCUUGGACCUCACAGCUGAAUUGCUCCCAAUAGAGUCCUCCCUCUCAGAAACAUAUAACGGCCAAGAAAAGUUUGUCCAAAGAACAUUCAGUACUUUUAGAGCUCUAGCAUCCUCUAGCUGUGUGGAGAGAAUAGCAUCCUUGUUUCCUUUAAUAGCAUGUUCACCUUGCCACUCCACUGCUUUUCACUAUAAGGGCACUUCCAGGUAACCCUAACCCUAACUGAGAUUUGUUUGCAAGGAGAUCAGAUAACGUUGGCUGUUUUAUUGAGCAUUCUUUCCGAUUUAUUUGCAGGAAGGGCAUAGAUGCAGUUGCAUCAAAAGAAUAAUAUGUAAUAUCCUACGCUUUCCUUAUUGCAAAUAAGGCUGUUAUUCGGGGGGGGGGAGUGGGUUUGUUGCACAACCAUUGCAAAUCAGCUUUAAUGGUGCAACCUGAAUUUGCCCAUAUGUGAUUGAAUCCCACCCCAAAAUAGCAACUGUCAGGAAACAUCCAAAGAGGAAAGCAUACGUGUUCACAUCUUUUGAGAAGUAUCAGGAAAAGGAGGCCAGCUUUAAGUGUUUAUUUAGGUGGUCACCUAAUGAAAUAUUUACUGCCCUGCCUCUCCCCCCUCCAUCCAUUCUCCUUUGAGAAUUUAAAGGAUCUGAACAAGAAAGAAGAAUCCUUAGCGAUUUGUUAGUCCUAUCUAUGAUUCCUUUAGGGCAGUGUUUUCCAAAUGGUAUUCCAGGGAACUCUGGGAUUUUCUGCAGGUUCCUGAAUUAGAAGAUCAAUAAUAGUGGGCUUGCUUCUCUAGAAGAUAGGGAGUGGUGGACAAGCCAUCUUCCCCUUCAUUGUGCAAUAUUGGGUUGCAUCUCACUGGGUUUUGUUUCAAGUUUGUAGAUGUAGGGUCAUUGUGCAAAGUUCUUGUUCUUAUGUGGUGGGAAUUAUGAAAGGUAUGCACAUCUUUGAUUUAGGACUGAAAGGGUGACGUAUGCACUAGACAGCAAGGCUCCUGUAUCUUUACCCAAUCGUUCUAUAUAUAAG
Molecule: messenger RNA, 8108 nt
Organism: Podarcis raffonei (Aeolian wall lizard)
Lineage: Eukaryota; Metazoa; Chordata; Lepidosauria; Squamata; Lacertidae
Gene: SSTR2
Product: somatostatin receptor 2
Exons: 3
Coding region: 543-1661 (372 amino acids)
Biological process (GO): neuropeptide signaling pathway; cellular response to glucocorticoid stimulus; cellular response to estradiol stimulus
Cellular component (GO): membrane; neuron projection
Molecular function (GO): neuropeptide binding; somatostatin receptor activity
Source: RefSeq, a predicted model, not a curated record